Molecule: messenger RNA, 1215 nt
Organism: Brassica oleracea var. oleracea
Lineage: Eukaryota; Viridiplantae; Streptophyta; Magnoliopsida; Brassicales; Brassicaceae
Product: 31 kDa ribonucleoprotein, chloroplastic
Exons: 3
Coding region: 31-876 (281 amino acids)
Cellular component (GO): cytosol
Molecular function (GO): mRNA binding
Source: RefSeq, a predicted model, not a curated record
CUCACAAAUUAUUUACUUUUUCUUGGUUCGAUGAUGGCAGCCUCCUGCUUCGCAACUCCCUUAUCUUCUUCUUCUCGAUCAUCCUCCAAUGCCAUCCCAAAAUGCAAAGCUAUAAUCCCUUCGUGCUCUUACCUGAAAGCUUCUACCACCUCUUUCCACCUCUCUUCUCUGUCUCGCCACUGUGUAGCUCAACGACUACAAAUCAAGGUCUCUUCUUAUUCUUCAGAAUUAUCAGUUCUUGAUGAAGAGAAACAAGAAGAAGUUGAAGGAGAUGGGGAGACAGGUGAAGAAACCGAAGCUGAGCCAGUAGUGGUGAUGAAGAAACCGAGACCUUGCGAGCUGUACGUUUGUAAUAUCCCAAGAAGCUAUGACAUUGCUCAGCUUCUCGAAAUGUUUCAGCCUUUCGGAACUGUCAUCUCCGUUGAGAGUGGAGAGAGCCGUGGAAGUGGAUUUGUCACGAUGGGUUCUAUCAACUCUGCCAAAAACGCCAUUGCCUCUCUUGAUAUGAAGGAAGUAGGUGGUCGCGAGAUGCGGGUAAGGUACUCUGUUGAGAUGAAUCCAGGAACCAGGAGAAACUCAGCAGCCUUGAACUCAACUCCGAAGAAGAUUCUCAUGUACGAAAGCCAGUACAAGGUUUACGUCGGAAACCUCCCUUGGUCCACGCAGCCUGAUGAUUUGAGAGACCACUUCAGCAGUUUUGGCACAGUCGUGAGCGCGAGAGUGUUGCACGACCGCAAGACUGGGAAAAACAGAGUCUUUGCCUUUCUUUCGUUUGCAAACCUUGAAGAACGUGAUGCGGCUCUGUCACUCAAUGGAACAGAAUACGAAGGCCGCAGAAUCAUAGUCAGAGAAGGUAUCGAGAGGACCGAGUCUUAAAACCAAACAGUUCCGCUUUUGCUGCAAAAAAAAAAAAAAAAAACAUUUUCUUCAACGAGAGUAACCUUUUACAUCAUUCGCUCUGUUUUUGAAGUUCUUGUUACACUUUAGUGUAAUUUUCCAAACCGAUCCUGGCAUCUCAUUUAUGUAUGAUUUUCUUCUCCGACUCAUCUACUUUUACAAAUCAAGUGUCAUCGUCAGUCAAUCUCCACAGGCGUCUAGAUGCACUACUUCCUAAUUCUUGAUGUCCAUCGAAGUUUUACAAAUAUAAAGUUCGUAAUGAAACGUUGUAUGUAUGUGCUGUAAUGGGAUCCGAAUACAAGUCUGGAAUUUCAUUCA